Helicoverpa armigera (cotton bollworm) is the source of this 2955-nucleotide messenger RNA. It is a transcript of the gene Obp59a, whose product is annotated as odorant-binding protein 59a. Bases 1905 to 2906 code for a protein of 333 amino acids. The record is from RefSeq and is a predicted model, not a curated record. Gene Ontology annotation, molecular function: odorant binding. Lineage: Eukaryota; Metazoa; Arthropoda; Insecta; Lepidoptera; Noctuidae. The transcript is spliced from 5 exons.
UUUCUGUCACUAAAGUUGGUUAAAAAAACAGUGUUAUAUAAAGAGAACUAGCUGUUGCCCGCAACUUCGUCUGCGUGGGCAAUAUAGAAUAGUCAAAAUACUACUUAUUUAUCCCGUAGGUGCAUUCUUUCACGUGACAGUAUAAUUAGGAUUAGCACUUAGCAGUCGCAUAGAUUCAUUGAUCAAGGUUCAAAAUCGUAUUUAAGCGAACGUCAUCAUAAAAUUCUGAUUCGUCAUCAGGACUUCUUCAUAAAAUCUAAGAAGAUGUAUACAAACUUUCAUCCCCUAUUUUAUCCCCUUAGGGAUGGAAUUUAUCAAAAUCCUUUCUUAAGGGUUGCCUACGCCAUAGUAGCUUUAUGCAUGCAAAGUCUCAGUCCGAUCGGUUUAAAAUUGACAAAGUUUCAUACAAACUUUCAUCCCCUAUUUUAUCCCCUUGGGGGUAGAAUUGAUCAAAAUCCUUUCUUAGCGGAUGCCUACGUCAUAACAUCUACCUGCAUGCCAAAUUUCAGCCCGAUCCGUCCAGAGGUUUCAGCUGUGCGUUGAUAGAUCACUAUGUCAGUCAGUCAGUCAGUCAGUCACCUUUGAGUUUUAUAUAUUUAGAUAUCUAUUCCUAAAUGACGUAUAAUGGUUUUUUUUCUGUUUUUUUUUUUUACUAAUUAUGGUAUGGUUAUCAAUGUUGAUCGCGAGAAUGAGAGAAUGACUAGGAUCAUAGACAUACUACGGUAUACCUACGCACUAAAUAAACAGGAAGUUUAAAUUAUAUGCGGCUAUAGAAUGGAGACCGUAAAACUCAGUGGAUUGCCCUGAACAAAUUGUAGGAGUCUCAUAAUUGAAUUAUCUACAUGAGCUUGCACGUUACGCGAAAUUUACGCUUCAAAAAAAAUCACCAGACAUUAUAUAUGUAGAUACCUACUUUGCAACUAUGCUCCAAGAAGCAAUAAAUAAUAUUAAUUGUAGGCUAGGUUGUAAUCUAUUUUAAAAUGUCCUUAAUGAUCGCGGUUUUGGCACGUAUGUAGGUAUUGUUAAUCGAGAAGGACAUCAAAGUGUAACAGACAGUUAAGCUUGUUUAGAUUUUCUGUAAUUCCCAUAUAUGACAAUAUUGACAAUGGCAUUCAAAUUAGAGCCAGAUAAAAUCUUAACCGAGACAACUAAAUACAUAACAAAUACUACUUGAACAUCACGACAUACUUAUUUCUGAUAUACUCGUUAUAGAAGUGGUAUAAUAUUGCAAUUUCCAAUUGGCCACAUGAGGUUUUCCUGUAAUUAGUGGCCGUGGUCCGGAGCCGACCAUGUAGCCUGACAGCCUGACAGCCGUGACUGAUGACUAUUGUCUGAUAUCAUGCUGGAUAAGGACAGUAAAUAGGUACCUAUGUACGUUUUAAUAUGGAACGGUACUCAGGGAUAGGUAAAAUGAACUAAGUAUACUAGAAUUUAUUUGAUGUCCUAUUGCAGGAAUAGAGAUUCCUAUCCUUGAUAAAGAGUAUUCCCUGAAUUUUUCAGGAAGCCAGCUUCGAUUAUAGGAAAUAAGUCUGCGUGAAUAAUCAAGUCCAAACACCUGAACCUUUUAUUUAAGAUUCAUUUAGUCUCCCUAGACUAACUCUGCCGGUGCUCAGGACUGUUCCCAAAAGGGACAGCGGCCCUGGUACACCGAGGGCUGAUGUUUUGUUAUGCAAGGAAGACGAGAAUGUAUAUCACACAAAACCCACAACUUCCAUAAAAAUAUAGAGUCCACUUAAUUCAAAAGCGCAUUAAGUACAGAGCGCAUGUCACCCAACAAUUAGUCAUAUUUGGAUGGAGCUUGUCACCUUUUGUGUCUGAGGGAAGUGAUGCGUGGACGCCGUUAUCAUAUAUAGGGUGUUCCAUGACCACCAGGCGACAUUGUUUGUGCUGCUGUGGUCGUCAACAUGUGCCUUGUGAAGUAUCACGUGCUUAUAUUCUGCUUAAUAGUAGCGGAAAGCUAUGCUUUGAAUUGUCGAUCGAGUGGAGGACCAAAAGAAGCCGAGCUGAAAAAUAUUUACAAGAAAUGUUUGAAGAUGCAAGAAGGACGUAACUCAAGCAGAGGAAAUUCUGAUCAAGACUGGAAAGAUUCCCGAGGUCAAAUACAGAGAAGCGACUGGGAAAGAGGUCGAAUAGGGAGUAGAGAAAAUAAAAGCAGCAGAGAUGACAGGAUGGGUGGUAAAGAUAGAAAAGGAGGCAGUAGUAUGAGGGAUAGAAAUUAUAUGAUGGGGAGAAGUGACGAUAGAAUGGAUAGAAAUGAUAACAGGAGAAACAGGGAUGAUGAUAGAAUGAGCAGUAGCAAUGAUAGAUCGGGAGGUAGAAAUAGAAUGGGCAAUCAAAACAAUAGGAAUGAUAUGGCAAAUAACCGCGAUGAUAGGUAUGGUAGAGAAGAUUAUUUCAACGGCAGAGAAGACUUUCCGCAAAGCGAUGAAUUUGGAGGCGGAAUGGACCAGUACAACAACUAUCACUCAACGACUCAAUCACCGAGGAGGUGCAAAAGGGAGAGGCGUCCAGAGAACUCUGGUCAAAGAACUCAAUACAAUCCUAACAGUCACAAAAUCUCCGGCUACGAAGACAACUUCCGAUCUGAUGAGAAGAAUUCUACAGAAAAUAGCUCCAACAAGGAGACGGAUAAUAAAGCUUGUGCUUUGCACUGCUUCUUGGAGAAUUUAGAGAUGACAGGGGAAGAUGGCAUGCCAGACAGAUAUCUGGUGACUCAUGCGAUCACCAAGGAUGUUAAGAACGAAGACUUGAGGGAUUUCCUGCAGGAGUCCAUUGAAGAAUGCUUCCAGAUCUUGGAUAAUGAAAAUACGGAAGACAAGUGCGAGUUCUCGAAAAACCUAUUGAUAUGUUUAUCGGAGAAAGGAAGAGCUAAUUGCGACGACUGGAAGGAUGACUUGAAGUUCUAGCCAUAGACAGUGCCUUCGUAAUCACGAACCGUUGUACUUUAUUAUACAA